This is a messenger RNA of Helianthus annuus (common sunflower), 942 nucleotides long. RefSeq names its product putative receptor-like protein kinase At5g39000. Bases 1 to 942 code for a protein of 313 amino acids. The transcript has 2 exons. The record is from RefSeq and is a predicted model, not a curated record. NCBI's taxonomy places the organism in Eukaryota, Viridiplantae, Streptophyta, Magnoliopsida, Asterales, Asteraceae. Gene Ontology annotation, molecular function: transmembrane receptor protein tyrosine kinase activity; ATP binding. Gene Ontology annotation, cellular component: plasma membrane; plasmodesma. Gene Ontology annotation, biological process: protein autophosphorylation.
AUGGCGUCUUUUGUUACCUCUUAUGGCAUUGAGUCUGAACCUGCCACUUCCUCCUCUGUACCCGUCACUUCCUCCUCCGUACAAGGGCCACACCCAUUCCGUCUCAUCGAACUUUCAGAGAUUCGCAAAGCAACAGAAAACUUUGAUGAAUCAUUAGUAAUCGGGAAGGGAGGUUUCGGGAAGGUUUACAAAGGUAACAUGAUCAAUGGAGAAAGUCUUCUUGUUGUUGCGAUUAAACGUUUGGCUUCCGAGUCACGUCAAGGGGCAGCAGAAUUUGAAGCGGAAGUUAAAAUGCUUUCUACAUUGCGCCACCGUAAUAUUGUGUCCUUGAUUGGUUGUUGUAUUCAUGAACAAGAGAAAAUACUUGUGUAUGAAUACAUGUCCAAAGGAUCACUUUCUGAUCAUCUCCAUAAACGUGGUACCUCUCUUUCUUGGAUUAGGCGACUCAACAUAUGCCUAGAUGCAGGCCGUGGGUUAUCAUACUUGCACAACAAUGUCGCAGUCGACUAUGGUGUUAUACAUAGAGAUUUCAAGAGCGAAAAUAUUUUAUUACAUGAAAGCUGGACUGCAAAAGUUUCCGAUUUUGGGUUGUCAAAAGCAUGCCCAACGAACCAGCUAUCUGAUUAUGUUAAUGCAAGUUGCAAAGGGACUUUUGGGUAUAUGGAUCCCAGUUUUUACUAUUCUGGAAAACUUACAAGGAAGUCCGAUGUAUUUGCUUUUGGGGUGCUGUUGCUGGAAGUGUUGUGUAGGAGGCGUGCAGUGAGUAAGAAUCUUGGUGAGCAGGAACCACAGGGUUUGGUGGCAUGGUUCCAAACUAAGAAAGAAGAGAAUUUAGAUUAUAUAGUAGAUUCAGAGAUAAGGAGCGAAAUACACCGAAAAUGUUUGGAGCAAUUUAUUAGACUUGCUGAGAAGGGUGUGCCUAUUGGCACACUAAAUGCCUGA